AUGGAUCAAGCGGCAAGCCUCAUGAGCGGUACAGGCGCAACACUCGCUGCAGUCAUUCAGCACUGGCACUGCAAGGCGGCACCUCGAAAGGCAGGCGUUGAACCUCUCCCGGACGAGCCAAAAAGAGCGUACACAGGCACAAGGUUCGACGUCACCGAGUUGCAGUCAUCUACACCAAGCACACCCAACAAGACAUUCUCCGAAGCCCCUUUGCGAGAGUGGCCGCAUGAACCAGUCCCAAUCACCAAUGAACCGGUGGUCGAGCGAUCUCUAGACGCAGUCGAUGUGAUACUACGUCUCCUGCCAUGCGUCCUCAUCAUGAAAGCCGGACUCUGUGUCCUUGCCUCCGAAAUCGACAAGACGCAUGUGGGACCCUCGAUCGACAAGACCAGCCAACUGACCCUCCACCUGAUCAAUCUCCACAAUCGUGUGACGGUACGCCCUGUGGCGGCGGAAAAGGGCGCUACGCUCGGGGAAAUCGAGCAACUGCACGCAUCCAUCAGCUUGACAGCGACCCUCAAGACCAUCUGGUCACUGUGGCGGUUCACCUUCACUAGCUUGGCUUUGAUCUUUCUUUGGUCUUGGUACUACGUGGGAUCGCAGGCAGAAACAAGACAGCACUCAUACCGCAACUCUGCCAGCUUUGGCAUUCCCUCGGUUACAUUUCUCUUUUCGCACGCAAUACCUCCUUUCCAAGGGGACCAAAUUGACAUCGACAAGGUUUCGCCCAUCAAGCUAACUGACAUGACCGCCCGAUAUCACCUGUACAGCUCGUUUGCGGCGGGGACGCAGAAGACCAAUGUGCAAGGUGCCAGAGCGGUACAAGGAGCAGACAUCUACGGAGCCACUCUUACCCCGUGGUACGGCCCCGCGCGAGACAGUUCUUCUCUCGAAUUCGACCGGAAGGGUUGGCUAGGGAUCCCGCACAUGUCUGACCAGCCUGUCAUGUCAACGAUUGGGACAUCGAUGUAUUGGAUGAACCGGACGGAAGGGGCGAAUGCCUGA
Cladophialophora bantiana CBS 173.52 is the source of this 1005-nucleotide messenger RNA. RefSeq lists its product as uncharacterized. NCBI's taxonomy places the organism in Eukaryota, Fungi, Ascomycota, Eurotiomycetes, Chaetothyriales, Herpotrichiellaceae. The transcript has 2 exons. The coding region runs from base 1 to 1005 and encodes 334 amino acids. The record is from RefSeq and is a predicted model, not a curated record.